AUGGACUUGUCUUCUGCCGCGGUGACGGCUCUUUUGGCGGAGCUAGAUGAAUGCUCCGGCGACGGCAGUGCCCAGCAACGGGGACCUUUUUCGGUGUUCUCCACCUCUAGUCCUGAAUCCGAAGACCCCAACACCUUGGUUACACUCGACUCAAAAAAAUUGUCUUCGCCAGUGAUCGAGAGCAGAGACGAGCCAGCAGCCGAGCAUUCUCUUGCAGGUUCGCUCGAUUCAAACACAUCAACGGCUAGCCCCGAGGAAGCGAAUCAAUUUGUCUCGGUGCCCGGAAAUGAGCUCCCGCGCAUUACUCCCCAGUCGCCGCAACCUUCGAGUCUUGAAACAUCACCAGCACCUUCACCUGUGCCGCCCGAGAACGUCGAACAAGCUUAUCAUGCCACAGCUCUUGUUUCAUAUGGGAAUCGACACACUAAUAUAGAUAUUGGCUCUGACACGAGCAGAUACAAGGCCACUUCCAUGUCAUGUACACUUCCUCCUAUCGCAUCUCUGGGCCCCUCACAGCUUUCAAGACCGGAGACUGAACUGGUCCACCAUUGGGUGGUCUUUCUGAGCGGUAAUAUGAUCCUAAUUGAUACCCCUGAUAAUCCCUGUCGGACAGUGUUCAUGCCAAUGGCUUUGAAAGCCUUCGAAAGUUCUACGACAGAAUCUAAUAUUCAUCUUUCUAUCUUUCACGCCAUUUGUGCAUCAUCGGCCUUCAGCUUAUUCCAUCUUCGACGCGACCCUCGAUACCAGUCCCUCGCAAUGAAUCAUGACCAACUUGCGUUGCGACACCUAAGGGAAAACCUUCAACGAGCAAAACGUCUCGACGAGCCGACACUGGCUGCCAUCCUCACAUGCAUAACCGCCGAAGCAAUGUCCGGACGACGGAGUCGAUGGAGAGCGCAUGUUGCUGGCGGACUUGGUCUUUUGGAAAACGAGAUUCACGACGGCUGGAUACGGAGCCCAACGGCGUCUCGUUUGCUUCAAAGCUACUUGUCUCUUUCAUCGCUUUGCAGCUUGCCUAUGUCCACACAUAUGAUGUCGCUUCUUGAUGGACCACCCGAAUUGCGUCACUAUCUCGAGCGGUCGCAUGGUGUCACACCACUUUUGGUGCAAUGCCUGGCACGGAUUACAGCAAUCAUUGAUUCGAACACCUUGAUCUCCACAGAGGAAUUGGAUCGUUUAGAGUUGCAGCUCUACCUCAAAUUUCCUUCUCCCUCGGGGCCGGAUGGCCCUGGCUCCAUUAUCAUUCAGCAUGCCCUGAACUCAUUUUAUUAUGCCUCCAUCAUAUUCUUUCGACGAACACUACGACAUGCGGCUUUGAGUGAAGUCCAGGACAUGGUUGAGAAGGCUAUACAAGACUUGGAGGCAGUUGAUACUUUAACCCACGAUAGGAACGGGGGUUGUGCCUACAACUGGGCCAGUUUCGUUGUGGCAGCGGAAUGCCAGAGGCCGGAUCUGCAAGCCAGGAUGAUGGCUUACUUUGGUCGCAAAAGUCGUCAUGGCAUCCAGAGUAUCAAUAUUCUGAGUGAAAUCGUGAAGACUCUAUGGCAUCGGCGAGAGCAGGCUGGGCCGUAUAGAGAUAUUCAUUGGCAAGAGAUUGCCAAAGAAGCUGAUUUUGAUAUUAUGAUUGUAUAA
Penicillium longicatenatum is the source of this 1632-nucleotide messenger RNA. RefSeq lists its product as uncharacterized. The transcript has a single exon. Bases 1 to 1632 code for a protein of 543 amino acids. Gene Ontology annotation, biological process: positive regulation of transcription by RNA polymerase II. Gene Ontology annotation, molecular function: transcription cis-regulatory region binding; DNA-binding transcription factor activity. Gene Ontology annotation, cellular component: nucleus. The record is from RefSeq and is a predicted model, not a curated record. NCBI's taxonomy places the organism in Eukaryota, Fungi, Ascomycota, Eurotiomycetes, Eurotiales, Aspergillaceae.